AUGAAGCCCGAAACAGACAACGAAGACCACCAGCCCUUUCUGGGUUUUCGCGAUGACCCGACCAAGAGGAAUUCGGCGGACGACGAGGAAGAGCAGGUCGUUGCGGGCGGCAAUGCGAUGCUGCACCAACAGCAUGCGCUGAAGACGUCAAGGACGAGGAGGUGGUUGAGGGACUUACUCGUCUUUCUGGCGACUUCUCUGGUCUGGGUGCUGGCGUUUUCGUUCAUACCCGGGCCUCAACAGCAGGCUUCGUCGACACCGACACCAGGCACAGCAGCGAUGAUGCCGACGCCGCCGUCAAUGUCGGGAUUGCCGUUGCCGCUGCCGCAAGUAGGACAGGAUGGCAAAGCGGGAACGAUCCCGGACCCGAAAUACCUCGCGGCAACGCACAACAUGACAUCUGAGGCGAAGUUGGUGAUGUGCGGAAACUCGACGGCGGAGGCGAAGAAGGCGGGGUGCAAGUACGACACGUUGCUCAACCACUGGGUACCAGAGCAAUGUUACGACAAGGAGUUUGAGACGGAGUAUUUGGAUGACGACACCUGGCACGCGUAUUCGGAUGUCAACUUGACGAAGCGCCUGACGAGAGAGGAAAUGGGAGAUCAGGAGUCGUACUACACUUCGAUUGCGGAUCACGUCAACCACUGCUCCAUGCUUUGGAAGAAGCAAUUCUGGACCAUGUUCGAGGAGCGGAGGGUUUUUGAUGGUGUCAUUGUCAACUCGUACCACACAGAGCAUUGCGCCGAUUUCUUAAAGGAUAUCUGGGGAUCAAACCGGACAGAGCCUACGUUCAUAGUUGAUGACAAAACGGCUUUGCGUGGUACCGCCAUUGCGGGAGCUAAGCGAUGGAGCUGCUUGAAGAGCGUCUACGCCAAGUCGUUUGACAAGCUGGUCAACACCCUCGAGGAGAAGCACCAGUGCGCGAACCCUGCUGCGAUCAGCCCCUGUUCUAGAGCCAGGUUCUUCCUCACAGGCGACCUGCAUAAGCUCCGUCUUGACCAGGACGAUUCCAGCCGGAAGCACGUUGCCAAGAUAGCGGAAGCUGUCAUUCACAACGCGGCUUGCGUUCACUAG
Messenger RNA from Colletotrichum aenigma, 1074 nucleotides. RefSeq lists its product as uncharacterized. Bases 1 to 1074 code for a protein of 357 amino acids. NCBI's taxonomy places the organism in Eukaryota, Fungi, Ascomycota, Sordariomycetes, Glomerellales, Glomerellaceae. The transcript has 4 exons. The record is from RefSeq and is a predicted model, not a curated record.